AUGGCCACCACUCGUCUAACCCUAGCUCCUAUCCUCCUCAUCGCCGCCGUACUUCUCUCCACCGAGACAACGGCUCAGCCAACAGCCCCUGCUCCGGGCCCUGCUGGUCCCAUCAACCUCACACAGAUCCUCGAGAAAGGAGGUCAAUUCACUAAAUUUAUGCAUCUCCUAAACAUCACUCAAGUCGGUGCCCAAGUGAACAUUCAACUCAACAGUUCGUCUGAAGGCAUGACCGUGUUCGCUCCAACGGACAAUGCUUUUCAAAACCUUAAACCGGGAACCCUAAACAAGUUAACCGCAGACGAACAAGUCAAACUCAUUCUCUACCACGUUAGCCCCAAGUACUACAGUUUGGAUGAUCUCCUCUCCGUGAGUAACCCGGUUAGGACUCAAGCUUCCGGCCGAGACAACGGUGUUUACGGGCUUAACUUCACUGGUGAAGCGAACCAAGUCAAUGUAUCAACCGGUUACGUGGAGACACGUGUCAGCAACGCGUUGAGACAACAACGUCCUCUUGCAGUCUAUGUUGUUGACAUGGUUUUGUUGCCGGGUGAGAUGUUCGGAGAGAACAAGCUUUCGCCGAUUGCUCCUGCCCCCAAAUCUCCAUCAUCUGGGGUUUCCGAUGACUCCAACUCCACUAAAAAGGCGCCGGCCUCGCCUUCCGAUAAGUCAGGCUCCGGUGAGAGGAAAGCCGGACUAGGAUUUGGUAUUGGACUUGUUGUCUUGUGUUUGAAAUUUCUCUUCUGA
Messenger RNA from Microthlaspi erraticum, 747 nucleotides. The record is from the annotation of a GenBank genome assembly. Lineage: Eukaryota; Viridiplantae; Streptophyta; Magnoliopsida; Brassicales; Brassicaceae.